GCAUUGCAUUGCUAAUGUACUUCGAAGGUGGAUUUACUGGGCCAUAAUUUUGUUUUUUUUGCCGUUGGGAACUCGAUUUAAAUCUAUUUUCUUUUUUAUAUUCGUUCUAACGUAAUAUACUAUGAGUUUAAUGUACAUGUUGUUGAAAAACGGACGUCCUUCAAUGUUUUAACGUUGCUUGUUAGCUAACUUGCUAACUAGCAUUUACUAGCUUCUUAAGUGGUUGUAGGUUCUUAUUUUCGAUGGUAACAUGAUUUCCGUAUAUGUAUAUUGGUAAAAUACAUUUUUUAAAAGUUAAUAACGUAUUGGAGCUUUGUCUUUAUUACAUAAAUAAUGUCAAUUAACGGUAAUAUUUAGAUACUUGGAAUUCUCCGUCACCGUUGAUUGGCUACCAUGUCAGACUUUAUUGAUAGCGAAGCCGAGGAAUCAGAGGAGGAGCUUGAAGAGAAAGACCUUAAGCCUAAGAAGACUCAGAGAUUUCUGGAAGAAGAUGAUGAAGAGGAAGAUGUUGACAACCCGGAAGAACAGGAUGAGCAUGGGAAUUUGCGUGGUCUAAUUGAUGAUGGAGAUGAUGAUGGGGAUGAGGAGGAAGAAGAAGCACCAAAAAGUGGAAGUGGAGGGGGGAGUGACUCAGAGGAAGAAGUGAGGCGUCGCCAUAAAAAGCGCAAUUAUGAUGACUACCUAGAUGAUGACGAUCUUGACCUCAUUGAGGAAAAUUUAGGCGUCAAAGUAAAAAGAAGGAAGAAGAAAUAUGACCGUGUCAAGACACUAGACGACGAUGAAGAUGACGACGAGAAGGACCUGAUUGCAGAUGAGAUUUUUCAUGGAGAUGGUGAUGGAGAUCUGGAGGAAGGCGAGGCCGUGGACGAGCCCCUCCAGCAAGUAGAUGAUGAAGAAGAAGAUGAUGACGACUCAGAUAUAAAUGAUUUUAUCGUGGAUGAUGACGGCCAACCCAUCACAAAAAAACGGGGCAAGAAGUUCUCUGGAUACACAGAUGCAGCCCUCCAAGAAGCCCAGGCAAUUUUUGGUGGCGACUUUGACUUUGCUGACAUUGAUGUAGAUGAAGGAGGUGAGGAAGAAGAGGAAGAUCAAGAUGAAGAGGGCUGGGACCGACCGAAGAAACAGACUAAAAGGAGAUUGGGAAGAAAGAGCAUCUUUGAAAUCUAUGAGCCCAGUGAACUGGAAAGCAGUCACAUGACUGACCAGGACAAUGAGAUUCGGUCCACAGACAUGCCCGAGAGGUUCCAGUUACGAUCCAUUCCUGUUAAACCUGCUGAGGAUGAAGAGCUGGAAGAAGAAGCAGAGUGGAUCUUCAGGCAUGGUUUCUCCACUCUCACCAUCUCCAUGCAGGAAAGCACAGAUUAUCUCGACAGAGGAACAACCACAAAUUUCAGCCGAAAGGGUCCAAGUACCAUCGCCAAGAUUAAGGAGGCUCUGAACUUCAUGAGGAAUCAACAAUUCGAGGUUCCCUUUAUAGCUUUCUACAGAAAAGAAUAUGUUGAACCAGAGCUAAAUAUCAAUGACCUGUGGAAGGUGUGGCAAUGGGAUGAAAAGUGGACUCAGCUGAGGACCCGAAAGCAGAACCUGACCCGGCUGUUCCAAAAGAUGCAGUCAUAUCAGUUCGAGCAGAUAUCUGCUGACCCUGACAAGCCUCUGGCUGAUGGGAUUCGUCCUUUAGACACCGCUGACAUGGAGAGGCUAAAAGAUGUACAGACUCUCGAAGAACUUGGAGAUGUGUACAAUCACUUCCUGCUCUACUAUGGUCGAGACAUCCCCAAGAUGCAAAACGCUGCAAAAUCCACCAAGAAGAGGCUCAAGAAGAUCAGAGAAGUGACAGAAGAUGGGGAAGAGGAGGAGCUUGAAAUUGAAGAAGAGGAGGAGCAAAAAGGCCCUGACCUCAAGCUGGCAUCUCGCAGGGAUAUGUACAGCAUUUGCCAAAGUGUUGGACUUGAUGGCUUGGCUAAGAAGUUCGGUUUGACCCCUGAGCAGUUUGGAGAGAAUUUAAGAGACAGCUACCAGCGUCACGAGACGGAGCAGUUCCCCGCCGAGCCGCUAGAACUGGCGAAAGAUUAUGUGUGCAGUCAGUUCUCCACUCCCGAGAAUGUGCUGGUUGGAACUAGAUAUAUGGUUGCCAUGCAAAUUGCUCGGGAACCUCUAGUCAGGCAUGUUCUCCGCCAGACCUUCCAGGAAAGGGCCAAGAUCAACAUCAAACCCACAAAGAAGGGUAAAAAGGAGGUAGAUGAGGCUCACUUUGCCUACUCCUUCAAAUACCUGAAGAACAAGCCUGUAAAGGAGCUGAAUGGGGACCAGUUCUUGAAAAUGUGUCUGGCUGAGGAAGAAGGACUUCUUACCAUAGACAUCUGUAUAGACCUCAUAGGCGUUAAAGGGUACGCUGGGGACCAGACAUACUUUGAUGAAAUCAAACAGUUCUACUACAGGGAUGAGUUCAGUCAUCAAGUCCAGGAGUGGAACAGACAGCGAACCUUAGCGAUAGAGAGGGCCCUCAAUCAGUUCCUCUACCCUCAGAUGGCCAAGGAGCUCAAGAGCAAACUGAUCGCUGAGGCCAAAGAGAACAUAGUCAGGUCCUGCUGUCGCCGGCUGUAUAACUGGCUGAAGGUGGCUCCGUACAGACCAGAUCAGCAGGUUGAGGAGGAUGAUGACCUGAUGGAUGAGAGUCAGGGGAAGGGCAUUCGGGUGUUGGGGGUGGCGUAUGCUCCGAGCAGAGAUACACCCGUUUUCUGUGCUCUGAUAAAUGGAGAAGGAGAAGUGGUGGACUUCCUUCGACUUCCUUACUUUAUGAAGAGAAGAAAUGCUUUCAGGGAGGAUGAAAGAGAGAAGAAGGCCCACGAUAUUGAAAAUCUUAAGAAGUUCCUAUCGAGUAAAAAGCCUCAUGUUGUAGCUGUCGCAGGAGAAAACCGAGAUGCUCAAAUGAUCAUGGAAGACAUGAAGAGAACCAUCAGUGAGCUUGAGCAGGAGUCCUCUCUGCCUCCUGUGGGGGUGGAGCUUGUGGACAAUGAAUUGGCCACAUUGUACAUGAACAGUAAGAAAUCUGAGAACGACUUCAGGGAUUACCCGCCUCUGCUGAGGCAGGCGGUGUCAAUCGCCAGGAAGAUCCAGGAUCCGCUGCUGGAAUACGCUCAAGUCUGCAGCACGGACGAGGACAUUCUCUGCCUCAAGCUGCACCCGCUGCAGGAGCAUGUGGUGAAGGAGGAUUUACUCUCCGCUCUUUACUGCGAGUUCAUCAACCGCGUGAACGAGGUGGGAGUGGACGUGAACAGAGCCAUCGCCCAUCCUCACACUCAGAGCCUGGUUCAGUACGUCUGUGGUCUGGGACCAAGGAAGGGUUCCCACCUUCUGAAGAUUUUGAAGCAGAAUAACACUCGUCUGGAGAACAGAACACAGCUCGUCACCAUGUGUCACAUGGGGCCUAAAGUGUUCAUCAACUGUGCUGGUUUCAUCAAAAUAGACACAGCUUCACUUGGAGACAGCACGGACUCGUACAUUGAGGUUCUGGAUGGUUCUCGCGUCCACCCUGAGACCUAUGAGUGGGCUCGCAAGAUGGCUGUAGAUGCCCUCGAGUAUGAUGAGUCUGCAGAAGACGCAAACCCAGCCGGGGCUUUGGAGGAGAUCUUAGAAAAUCCAGAACGUCUCAAAGACCUGGACCUGGACGCCUUUGCUGAGGAGCUCGAGAGACAGGGUUAUGGCAACAAGGGAAUAACGCUGUACGACAUCCGUGCAGAGCUGAGCUGCAGGUACAAAGACCUCCGAGUUCUCUACAGAGUGCCGAACACUGAGGAGGUCUUCAACAUGCUGACCAAGGAGACUCCUGAGACCUUUUAUAUCGGAAAGCUGAUCACCAGCAUUGUGACCGGUAUUGCUCACAGACGGCCUCAAGGAGAGAGUUACGAUCAGGCCAUUCGUAACGAUACCACCGGUCUGUGGCAGUGUCCGUUCUGCCAGCAGGACAAUUUCCCUGAGCUAAGCGAGGUGUGGAAUCACUUUGACAGCGGCUCGUGUCCUGGACAAGCCAUUGGGGUGCGGAGCAGAUUAGAUAACGGCGUCCAAGGAUUCAUUCCCACAAAGUUUCUCAGUGACAAAGUGGUCAAACAUCCAGAGGAAAGAGUGAAGGUGGGCAUGACAGUCCACUGCCGCAUUAUGAAGAUCGACAUCGAGAAGUUCAGCGUGGAUCUCACGUGCCGCACCUCAGAUCUGAUGGACAAGAACAACGAGUGGAAGCUUCCUAAAGAUAGUUACUACGAUUUCGACACAGAAGCUGAGGACCAGAAGCAUGACGAGGAGCUCAAGAAGAAACAGCAAAGAACACCAUAUAUAAAGCGUGUGAUCGCCCAUCCCAACUUCCACAACAUCAGUUUCAACCAGGCGGAGAAGAUGAUGGAGACUCUGGACCAGGGAGACUUGAUCAUCCGGCCCAGCAGCAAAGGGGAAAACCACCUGACAGUCACCUGGAAAGUCGCUGAUGGCAUCUACCAGCAUGUGGAUGUGAGAGAAGAAGGCAAAGAAAAUGCAUUUAGCUUAGGACACACUCUCUGGAUCAACACUGAGGAAUUUGAAGAUCUGGAUGAAAUAAUUGCUCGCUACAUUCAGCCAAUGGCCUCAUUUGCACGAGAUCUGCUCGGACAUAAGUACUUCCAGGACUGUAACGGGGGAAGUAGAGAGAAAAUGGAAGAGGCGUUGAUCAAGACGAAGAGGGAGAAGCCUACCUUUAUUCCAUACUUUAUUUCUGCAUGUAAAGAUCUACCUGGAAAAUUCAUUUUAGGCUAUCAACCUCGUGGAAAACCUCGGAUUGAGUAUGUGACCAUCACCCCGGACGGUUUCCGAUAUCGCUCUCAGAUAUUUCCCACUGUAAACGGGCUUUUCCGAUGGUUCAAAGACCAUUACCAGGAGCCUGUGCCAGGCGUCACUCCCACCAACAGCAGUCGGACAAGAACGCCUGCGUCUCUGAACGCCACCCCGGCUAAUAUCAACAUAGCAGACUUGACACGCGCCGUCAACGCACUUCCAAGAAACAUGACUUCACAAAUGUUCAACGCCAUCGCUGCCGUCACAGCCCAGGGCCAAAACCCCAACACCACCCCUGCACAGUGGAGCUCCAGCCAGUAUGGUUAUGGUGGGAGCACAGGAGGGGGCGGGAGCUCCUCUGCUUACCAUAUGUUUGCUACACCUCAGCAGCCCAUAGCCACACCCAUGAUGACCCCCAGCUACUCCUACACCACGCCCAGCCAGCAGGCCCUGGGUACCCCCCAGUACCCCGGCUCCACCCCUCAGUCCUCUCACACGCAUCAUCAACACCUCCCACAUCACAGCCACCCGCCUCACAGCAGCCACCACGGCCACUCUUCGGGAACGCCGUCAUCCUCCACGUCAUCCAGAGGACGCACGCCACAGCAGCAGCAGCCGCCGCCUCAGCAGCCGACGCCCCAAAAACAACCACAGCCAAGCAGCAGCGGCAGCAACGCCUCGGCGGUGGACUGGGGAAAGAUGGCCGAGCAGUGGCUGAAGGAGAAGGAGGCCGAGGGGCGAAAGAAAGCCUUGAGGAUGACGCCGCGGCCGUCACCCAGCCCCAUGAUCGAAAGCACACCCAUGUCUAUUCCUGGAGACGCCACGCCCCUGCUGGAUGAAAUGGACCGAUAGGACACAUAGGGGGGUACACACACCCCCCUACCCACCCUCAUCCUUCGUACUGCCAUUUCCCCGACUCCUCCCACUGACACCCACAUAGGAUAUCCCACCUACCCAGUCUGGUGUCAAAGGUCACGUCCUCCUGUCUGCUCAUUUCACACCCAAAGCUUUAUAUCUCUGACUGCGUAGUAUUUUGUAUAGUCAGCAUAACACUGUUAGUCGUUUGGAAUGGCAGUACAAUAAAAUAAAAGAACUUGAAGUAUUAGUUACAUAAAGGAUAUGGACCUACACAGACACUUACAGGCCGGCUGUCCUAACACCCCUGUUUUUGGUUUUAGUUUGAUCUGGGGGGGGCAGAUAUAUGAUUGGUGGAGUUCUGCCCAAAACAGAUCUUUGCCAAUCAGAAACUUUUUUUUGUAUGCAUCAUAAUGAAUAAAGACGUUUUUUUUCCCUCCUGCUUGAACUCCACUGUUCACAUAUGUCAAACACAAACUGUACAGACACGGGGGGGGGGUGUUCCUGCAAAUGAGCUCCACCACAUGCUGUAUUACGCUCAGACAACUGUGUUUUUGGCUGCUGUAGAUAGCUGCUCAUAGGAUGCCUCAGUAAGUGCAGUGGUUUGCUUUAGAGCGUGAAUGUGAGGACAGAUGUUUUCAGUGUCGGACAGUCUGCUGUCGAUUCUGAUCUUAGGCCGCAUUCGCCGUCGUUUGGAUGUUAUCCGAAACAAUCUCGCAGAGGAGGAGGAGUGUGGCUGUUAUUCUGAAGACACUAUCAGCUGAAGAUCCUAUUAGACCGACUUCAUCCCAUUAUGUUUAUAUUGUUAGCUCGGUAACAUUUUGAACUGCACGCAGUUCAUUUAGAAAAUGAUGAUAAAUCUGGUUGUCAUUUGGAAGUUGAAUGUCUCUGCUGGCCUCAUGAGUUUUGUUUUUGCUGUGCCACAGUGUAAACAAGCAGCCCCGGUAUUUAAACGUGUGCUUUUGGUACCAGUAUGCAGAGUAUCAUGGUCGAUUGUUUUUAAAUGAGGUGACACUUUUACUGAAAAUCCUGCAACUUGUCAGACUGUCAGCAGUCAUUGAUGGAGGUGUCUGCUCGGCUGAUGGUCUUUUCUACAUGUGAUCCCUUUAAUAAAAGUGUUCCUAGUAAA
Molecule: messenger RNA, 6784 nt
Organism: Oryzias melastigma (Indian medaka)
Lineage: Eukaryota; Metazoa; Chordata; Actinopteri; Beloniformes; Adrianichthyidae
Gene: supt6h
Product: SPT6 homolog, histone chaperone and transcription elongation factor
Exons: 37
Coding region: 394-5652 (1752 amino acids)
Biological process (GO): nucleosome organization; positive regulation of transcription elongation by RNA polymerase II; transcription elongation by RNA polymerase II
Cellular component (GO): transcription elongation factor complex
Molecular function (GO): histone binding; nucleosome binding; DNA binding
Source: RefSeq, a predicted model, not a curated record